This is a messenger RNA of Micromonas pusilla CCMP1545, 888 nucleotides long. RefSeq lists its product as uncharacterized. The record is from RefSeq and is a predicted model, not a curated record. Gene Ontology annotation, biological process: lipoate biosynthetic process. The transcript is spliced from 2 exons. The annotation marks the transcript as partial. Gene Ontology annotation, molecular function: lipoate synthase activity; 4 iron, 4 sulfur cluster binding. Lineage: Eukaryota; Viridiplantae; Chlorophyta; Mamiellophyceae; Mamiellales; Mamiellaceae. Gene Ontology annotation, cellular component: mitochondrion.
GGGCUCCCCCCCGGGUUGACGAAACCGCCGUGGCUGCGUCAACGCGCGCCCGGCGGCGAGCGGUUCGAGUACCUCUCCGAGGGCCUCCGCGGCUUAAAACUCGCCACCGUGUGCGAGGAAGCGAUGUGCCCGAACCUCGGCGAGUGCUGGAACGGCGACACCGGCACGGCGACGAUCAUGAUCCUCGGCGACACGUGCACCAGAGGGUGCAGGUUCUGCGCGGUGAACACAGCGUCGACGCCGCCGCCGCCGGACCCGGACGAGCCGGAGAACACCGCGAAGGCGAUCGCGGAGUGGGGCGUGGGGUACAUCGUGUUGACGUCCGUGGACAGGGACGACAUCGAGGACGGCGGCAGCGAGCACUUCGCGCGGACGGUGCGGACGCUGAAGGCGUUGCGGCCGGACAUUUUGUGCGAGUGCCUCGUCCCGGAUUUCCGCGGCGACGCGGCGGCGGUGUCGCACCUCGCGCGAAGCGGCUUAGACGUCUUCGCGCACAACGUCGAGACCGUGGAGCGCCUUCAGAAGCGCGUCAGGGACCCGCGCGCGGGGUACGAGCAGUCGUUGAACGUGUUGAGAGAAGCGAAGGUCGCGAAGCCGGGCCUCACGACCAAAACCUCCGUCAUGCUCGGCUUGGGCGAGACGGAUGAAGAGAUCGAGCGCGUCAUGCGCGACUGCAAGGACGCGGGCGUGGACAUCUUCACGUUGGGGCAGUACUUGCGCCCCACGGAGAAGCAUCUCCCGGUGAAGGCGUACGUCACGCCUGAGAAGUUCGAGACGUGGAAGAAAUACGGCGAGGAGGUGGUCGGGUUUCGAUACGUCGCGUCGGGGCCGCUCGUGCGGAGUUCGUACAAGGCUGGGGAAUUUUUCAUCGAGAGCAUGUUGAGGGAG